UUAUGUAAUUGAUCAAAGGGGUGCACUUGCUCCAUACAAGGCAGAAAUACCCCUUGCUGGAACUCUUCAACUCCAUAGUGCUGCUGUGUUGAGGGGUACCAGAACAUGGUGGUCAGGGGGCCGUGGCCCCACCACUUUUACCGCCAUUAAGGUGAACGAUAGAUGGGGGUGGUGGUGAAGAGGAGCAACGGGGGGGGGCAUGGUUUGGGCACUGGUGACCCCCCACUUUUAGGAAGCUUUCACCACUCCCGAUAGGAGGAAAAUUACACCCAUACACACUGUAACUCUAGCUUCUGUACACUACUGACCUUUGAAAGAAUUAGUUAUCUGUUUCCCAUAGCUUACUGUCUCCAUUAAAAUGUAACCUUGAGUAACUGACUGCAGUGCUUUGCCCUCCAGUGUCCCCAAACCAAAUUUGUGAGUGACCUUAGAUUUCAUCUUUGCUGUGCAGCCAAUUCAUUAGUUAAUAGAUUGUGAAUCCUUCAGAACCGGGAUCAUCCCUACCUCUGCUUAGCAAAUGAGCCACUGGCUUUGGUCAGGGUUUGAGUGGUUCUGUAAACUUAGUAGCAGUAAAAUAGUUUUAAAUGGGGCACAACUGCUGUUUUGGGCAUGGCAAAUGAGCAAUACUAACCAUGAGGAAUAUCCUUUCUCCAGUAAAUCUUGUCAUCUAAUUUUACUCUAGAUUUGCAGAUUCAAAGGCUCUCAGGGCACCAUAUGCUUAGGUGGCCCAUGAAUGAAAAUCUCUCAGUUGCUGUAGUAUUUACAGACCCAGGAUCUCUUCUUCUUGGAUUCUGGAGCAGUAGGAGAGAUUAAGUUGGUAGAAACAGUGAAGUCUCUUCUGGUGGACCUUAUUCACUUAAAUCUUAAUGAUUUCUUCUUCAUCCAGUUUCUCUGAUGCUGGAGGCGGGUACCUUAUAUGUACUUUGGGAUGCUUCAGGAACUUUUAAGGAUUGUGGCUUCAAGUGUUUGAAUUUUUCCAUGCUCUGGACCACCAGACUGAUACUGAAAUCUACAGAAUAGCUAAUCAAAAAAGGACAAUUGAUUUCCUUAUCCUUCCCCCGCCAUGAAGAGGAGUACCUCCAGCUGACAGUGAACUGGCACCCAUGCCUUCUAAUCCUUGGUCAGAACUGCAAUGCCAAAUGCCGAUUAUUGAACAUGCUUUUGGGUGAGAAGCUGCUACCCACCACCAAAAUAAGCAGCGAGGAGAACUGUAAGAGACGGCGGAUCCGCUUCACACAUGGGACACAAACACGCAUUAGUCUGGCGCUGCCUGGGCAGUAUGAACUGGUGCAUAUGUUGGCAGCCCAUCAAGGGCAAUGGGACACAAUACCAGAGGAGGACUUGGAAAUCCAUGGGGACGAUGAGGAUCCAGCACACCAGAUAGCAGAGCUGGAGGUGACGCUGCCUUACUUGCUACUAAAGGAGGUGGACAUUGUGGUAGCCCCAUGUCGGGGAUUCCAGUCUGCUGAGGUCAUUUUGGGAGAGUACGUGAACCAUGUCUUGCCCGUCAUCACCUUUGCCAUUAGUGAGGCUAAACUGUCGGCAUCUGAUGAAAACGAACUGCGGGAAAUCCAAGAGAAAUUUUCUUUGCCUGUAUUCUUUUGCAAAGUGCCAGAGUCAGAGGCUGAACUGAUCUCUCCCAAAAAGGCUGAGAAUGAGAAGUCAUUCCUCUACUGUCAGCUGAUGGACCUAGACUAUCUGAGUACCAACCACUGCAGCUGUGGGGCCCCUAGUUCUGAUGCCAAAGCCCAGAGCAUGCUGGUAGAGCAAUUUGAGAAAUUCCGCCUUCUGAGCACUUUCUCCAGGCAGGUGCUGCAGAAGCACCUGGUGGAUGUAGCCACCAUCUUGAACAUGGUGCACUGCCGCUGCCUGGACAUCUUCAUCAACCAGGCUUUUGACAUGCAACGAGACUUGCAGAUCACCCCAAAACGGCUGGAGUACACGCGCAAGAAGGAGAAUGAGCUCUAUGAGUCUCUGAUGGGUAUUGCCAAUCGCAAGCAGGAGGAGAUGAAGGACAUGAUCAUAGAAACUCUCAACAACAUGAAAGAGGAGCUGCUGGAAGAUGCUGCUAACAUGGAAUUCAAAGACAUCAUAAUCCCUGAGAAUGGGGAGCCUGUGAGUUCCAAGGACAUUAAAUGUUGUAUUAAGCAAAUCCAGGAACUGAUCAUUUCUCGGUUAAACCAAGCAGUUGCCAACAAAUUGAUAAGCUCCGUAGAUUAUCUGCGUGAAAGCUUUGUGGGGACGCUGGAGAGAUGCCUGAAGAGUCUGGAGAAGUCUCAGGAUGUUUCAGUACAUGUCACGAGCAAUUAUCUCAAACAGAUACUAAAUGCAGCCUAUCACGUUGAAGUCACUUUUCACUCAGGCUCAUCAGUAACCAGAAUGCUGUGGGAACAGAUCAAACAGAUAAUUCAGCGGAUUACCUGGGUCAGCCCACCUGCUAUCACGAUGGAGUGGAAGCGGAAAGUAGCUCAGGAUGCCAUUGAGAGCCUCAGCGCCUCCAAGCUGGCGAAGAGCAUCUGCAGCCAAUUCCGGACCAGGCUAAACAGCUCUCAUGAGGCUUUUGCAGCCUCUCUGCGACAGCUAGAGGCUGGCCAUUCAGGCAGGCUGGAGAAAACGGAAGACCUUUGGCUGAAGGUGCGGAAAGAACAUGCCCCUCGGCUAGCCCGCCUCUCGCUGGAGAGCAGGUCUCUGCAGGAUGUGUUGUUACACGGUAAACCGAAGCUAGGCCGUGAGCUGGGCCGAGGGCAGUAUGGAGUGGUAUACUUGUGUGAUAGUUGGGGGGGCCAUUUCCCAUGUGCACUCAAAUCAGUCGUCCCUCCAGAUGAGAAGCACUGGAAUGACCUUGCACUUGAGUUUCACUAUAUGAGGUCUUUACCAAAGCAUGAGCGACUGGUAGAUCUCCAUGGCUCCGUUAUAGAUUACGGCUAUGGAGGAGGUUCCAGCAUUGCUGUCCUACUGAUAAUGGAAAGGUUGCACAGAGAUCUCUAUACAGGACUAAGGGCUGGGCUGAUACUGGAGACACGAUUGCAGAUUGCUCUGGAUGUAGUUGAAGGGAUCCGGUUUCUGCACAGUCAGGGGCUUGUUCAUCGGGACAUCAAACUUAAAAAUGUAUUGCUUGACAAAAAGAAUCGUGCCAAAAUCACGGACCUGGGAUUCUGCAAGCCUGAGGCCAUGAUGUCUGGCAGUAUUGUUGGGACACCCAUCCAUAUGGCUCCUGAGCUCUUUACAGGGAAAUAUGAUAACUCGGUGGAUGUUUAUGCAUUUGGUAUCCUGUUUUGGUACAUCUGUUCAGGACACGUGAAGUUACCAGAGGCCUUCGAGAGGUGUGCAAGCAAAGACCACCUUUGGAACAAUGUUAGAAGAGGAGUACGCCCAGAGCGCCUCUCUGCAUUUGAUGAGGAAUGCUGGCAGCUGAUGGAAGCUUGCUGGGAUGGAGACCCUUCCCAGCGUCCCCUCCUGGGCAUUGUCCAGCCCAUGCUGCAGAGGAUCAUGGACAGACUCUGCAAGUCAAGCUUUGAACAGUCAAACAAAGGGUUAGAUGAUUCUACUUGAAGGAAACAAGAAAGAACUGUUUUAUUAUGGGAGAACUCUGACCCCCUACUUGCAGGUAUCUUCUUUGAAGAAGUAGCUCUUGCUAGGUAACAGGAGUUGCACCGGAGCAAACAAAAGAUGUCUCGCCUCUGAGAGCAUUUUGGACAUUCCAACUUGGGUAGCAGCAAGAAAAAUCCACUCCAGUGCACAAGUUACUCUGGCCCCCAUUUUUAUUACAAUGAUAAGUGAAUAAAUAAAAAAUGGAGAAUCCAGGCCAUUUGGACUGCAAGGGAUCUCUGCUAAUCCUCUCCAGACUGACUGAAGGAAAAGCAUCCGGUGCUUUAGGUAGCAACUGAGUCACUAGGGAUUUAUUACUGCAGUUCUCAAACAGUGGUAAUGGUUGAAACAAAAUAUCUUCCAUCUGCUAUCAUCUGUGGUUGACUUUUAGUAUUUCCACCAGCUUUCCUUAUCCUCAGAAUUUGAGCUUGGAUGGUUUGGAGGACAAAUGACAGUAACUACCUGGGGUGAGGCCCUUAGGCUACAAGGACUUGGGGGGAAUAUGAGUGUCAUUGUGCAUUAGCUGCUUACAACACUCAGUAUGUUUACAUUGACAGGAUCAAAGCAUCCACACUUUACCUAAGGGGGAAUUUCUGCAUUCCACUGCAGCAGGAAUACCCCCAAAAUCAUAAGCUAUCUGACUUUUUUUUUUCCUUCCUCUUACUUACUCAUAACCUGAGAGACCACUUUUUGUAAACAAGUUAUUGCUUCAAAUAACUCUGCUUAAUAGUGGUUGUUGGGGUGUCUAACCUGGCCUUUCUUUUAGUCUUUUGGCAAGAUGGGGACUUCAAACAAAAAUGGUUCAGAGAAAUUGCACAUAGUAUUUAUAGAAACACAAAACAUCAUUAGCAACUAUUGACUGAUGUCCAAACGCACUGGAAAAUUACCAGUUUGUGUUUUUAACUAAAAUGCUUUCCUUGUUUUGAACUAAGUGUAAAGGCAAUGAUGGUUUUAAAUUCUGCUAUUGACAUUUUAAAUAAGAUUUCUUCAACUUUUUAAAGUCAUUUGCUGGGUGAAAAAGUACCCAAGGGAAAACAGGUCUGCCAUUCUUCAGUGAGGGGGUGAACGGGUGCAGGGGUUGCUGUGUCCACAUCUGAUCUCUUCACUUCCUUGGGCUUUGCAGUUUGGUUGUAUUAAAAAUUGGAGGUCAAUUGCAGGGGGUGUGUAGGGCAGGACAGUCCUGAUACCCCUUACAUGAAGGGCUCCUUCUGAAAACACACCCUUGCCACAGUGUUUCCUCUGCAUUUGGUUGGGCAAGGUUGAUACUUUUCGAAGUGCUUGGGGAUGGGGGAGGGUAGAAGGAGGGAAUCUGAAUGGAGAACACCUUUUGUAUGUGUGAGGAAACUGAUUACUUGGCAGUUUGUCCCUAGGUAUAACAACACCCCCAGUGCAGGAGAUGGGGCAGGCAGCGGCUUCAUUUUAACAGGAAAUCUAGCAUGCCAUGUGCAAAACCAUGCAGGGCUGUGAAAUUAUUACACCUUGCUGCUGGAAUUUACUGGGUGGUACAAAGCAAGAUUGCAAUCAGUCCCCUCUUGCCUGCUAAACAGCUUGAACAAAGGAGAGGGAUAAAUAACCCUGCAGUGUUACUCAACAGUCUAGUUUAACCCAUCUUCUGCAUGCAAUAAAACUGAAAUAAUGCUUUUUUAAAAAAAAGAUUGCUUUUUACUUAAUUACAGACGAUGGCAUAAAAACUGUCGUCAUAGUUCCGUAGACAGAUUGCAGCCUCUCCAGUAACUUGCAUGGAAAUGGGCAGCAUCUAUAAAUCACAUGCACAGAAAACCCAAUCUCUUUUCAAAGCAGGAUUAUUACUAGGAACUUCACUGCCUUGGGGUAUAUCUAUGCCACCAAUGACUUUAACAGUAUUAAUCAGUUUUAUAUCCGUUUACCUUGUCCAAUGGUGGCUAGUAACUACGUUGAGAACUAGAAGUGUCUAGGUCAGUAUUUUUGCAGCUAUAGACAUAGUUUGUGUAACUAAACAAAAAAAUAAAUGAAUAAAAUGUAAAUCUAUAUAUGCAAUUCCAGAAAUGUCUUGUAUAGCUUUCUCCUUUGUGGCACCUUCCUGACUUUUUUUUUUUUUUUAAUCCUGUGCCUUUUUAAUGCUGACUGUAAGUACUUUGAAAUCCCUCCCCCCUUUUUUUAAAAUAAUUCCCCUGGGAUUGUUUUAUGUAUCCACACACAGACCUGCACAAUUUUUCCCACAUUUAAUACACAGGCACUUUCCUACACACUUUUUUUCUGUUGGGCACUUGACCUGUUGCAAAGCAGAUUUCACAUCUUUGUUUUUGCUUCAAAAGUAAGAACUCUUCAAUAAAGCAAAGGAAAAACAAGAUGCAUAAACGAUCCCAUUAAAAGGCUCUACUAGCUAACCAAAGACAGUUGUAUGUGAGUUUAAUUCUAGCAGACUGAAAGACAGUAACAAACUUGGAUAUUUGUUAAUAUUGUGUAUUGACAGCUAGCCUUGUAUAGAAAUACAGAGCCUAUCAUAUGAAGCAGCCUUCAUGGCCUGUGGAUGAAUAGAUAGAUGGAUGUACCAAAAAAUACUUAAACACUAGACUGUAAAAUGUACCCUCACUGUUAGGCAUGUAGAAAGAGCUCAGUGUUAAACAGGAAUUCUGGUGGCUUCUAUUUGUAUGUGGACCCAAAUCAGUGGUGAGUGCCAGUAAAAUAGUGUCAUCAUUGUCUUAUUUUAAACAAGACACUCUACAAAAGACAGAAAUCCUUCAAAAGGCUCAGGCUGACUUAACGUGCAUUUCAAAAAUAUACAAACCAAUGGCACUCUUUGCCCCCCAAAUCCACUAUUCCUACCCAGCUUUCACUUCAAGCCCCUCUAAAGAUGCACAGGUGGGGUUUAGACCUAAAAGGAUUUGAAUGGAAGCUUUGUUUACUUUAGCUGCAUUGUGAGGUUUACUUUCUGCCACUAAUUUGGUGGCCGUACCAGGUGCUCCAGUAUAAUGCUUAUUCUUCGGUGAGUUGGAAGCAUGUAAAAAUAGGAUAAAAUUAGUUUACUGAGCAAAUGUAGUUGCAGGGUUAAGACUUAAACUUGAAAGCUGCUAGUAGCUUACUGGGCAGAGAUAAGAGCCACUCAUCCCUGGCUGAUUUACCAAGGUAGCAACUCUUCAGCUGUUGCUCUGUCCAGGAUAGAAGUGGCUCGAUGGUUUCAUACACUACAUAUUGUGGAAUGAGAUGGAAGAAAAUGCUUCCUAAAUGCAGUGGAAGACUGGAUCAUAGCGAUGCUGGAGGACUCCAGUCUCAGCGUUCUGAUGCUUUGCCACUGCUGUUACUCUAUAGCUGUCAAAUGUACUGUAUAUCUGGAUCUGUAGGACAUUUUCUUUAGCUGGGCAACUGCUGGUUGGUGGGUGGGGGAACCCAAACAUGUAUCUAAACCGACUUGAGAGAGUUGCUAAUUACAUUAAGCAAACUCUACAAUUUGCUCAUUCCUUUUUAACUAAAAAGCAAGCUGCUCCAGUUUAUGCUUUGCACAUUUUUUUGAAUGGUGAUGCUAGCCUCUUUUCCCCUCCACAGUUUCUUUGGAGGGGUAGAGGAUAUUUACAUUUCUGUUGGCUUACACAUGGUGACAAGUUGUGUAGAAUUUCAGAAUGGGAUUGAGUAAUCCCUUUGCAUCCCUUGCUGAAGGAAUAGCUGUUCCUUGCUGUUCUCCUUUCCUUUGUGUUCGUAUUGCAUUCUCUGGACUUGCUGGUCCUACUUGAAGAUCUAAAAAUGACUUGACUUCUUUUUUUUUUUAAAUACUUAAAUAUUACAAGGUUUUCCUCUCCGGGAGAAAACAGGAGCACAUCUGCAUUUAAAAACUCCCUCAGGGGCUUAAGUAGCACUAAUGUUAAAGGUUUUUAUUUUUACUUCAUGCCCUUUAUUUUGGGAGCCUGUUGAACUUUGGCUGACCUGAAGUUCAGUGGUGAAAACGGUUACAUUUUCGGGGUUAGGGGGAGAAGUUAAGAACUGUACAGCUCCAUUGUAAUGUCAUUACAUUUUGUAUUGCUUUUUUAUUUUAAACUUUAAAGGACUGAUGUAUAUUACAUUGUUAAAGGAAAAGGUAACGAACUUACCAAGUGUGUAGGAAAAAGUGCAAUAACCAGGAAAUUGACAUCAAGAACAAACUAAAUCUUUUCCCUUGUAUUAUAACUUUCUGCAAUACUAAUUUCCUUUCCUUACCAGGUCCAUAUGUGUAUUUUUAAGAGACGCGACUGUGGGUUAAGAAGGCUUCAUUUAGUGCCAUUAUCAACUUGUCUGUUUUAUAGAUAUUACAUAUAAAUUGUUAGAAUGCACAGAACACAUUGUGCUGUAUAAUAAAGGUCACAUUAACGUUUUA
Messenger RNA from Gopherus evgoodei (Goodes thornscrub tortoise), 7912 nucleotides. It is a transcript of the gene DSTYK, whose product is annotated as dual serine/threonine and tyrosine protein kinase. Bases 1156 to 3552 code for a protein of 798 amino acids. Gene Ontology annotation, molecular function: protein kinase activity; ATP binding. The transcript is spliced from 13 exons. The record is from RefSeq and is a predicted model, not a curated record. NCBI's taxonomy places the organism in Eukaryota, Metazoa, Chordata, Testudines, Testudinidae. Gene Ontology annotation, biological process: protein phosphorylation.